CUCUUUCUUUUCUUUUUUUCUUUUUUAAUAUUUUUAUAUAAGCUAUGAAUACCAAUUUUACCCAAAAUGAUACCACAAGCAAGAACAACAACAAUAAGCCCAUUGAAAAACCUAAGCGUAAACAAGUAAAGAAUGCCUGUGUCAACUGUCAAAAGGCUUGCAAGAAAUGUGAUGAUGGUAGACCUUGUAAACGAUGCAUCAAGCUUGGUUUGACCGCUACCUGUCGAGACUCUGAUCGUAAAGAACGUAAAAAGGGUGUCAAACGUGGUCCUUAUAAGAAACGACAAACAUUGAGUAAGGACAAGCCUGUCUAUCCUAAACUGAUCUUGGAAGAACAGGAACAUCCUCCUCAAGUGAUGGUACCUAGCCAAACAAAUGCUACGAACUGGCCAAAUGAAUUCAUUGGUUAUAAUCAACCCAUUUUAUCUUUAUCACCAACCAGUAGUUUUGCUUCUUCGGAUGAAACGUUACACUACGCAUAUGGAUACGCAGACAACACCUUGCAACCAAUUAUUCAAGAUGAUUUUAUACCAUUUGAACAACAAUACUGCUUCUCGACCCAACCCACCUCAUUUGAAAAAUUAUUGUCAGUACAAGAAUAUGAAUUGAAUUUAUUUGAAGAACCUUCUUACUGGUACCCUGUACAUCAUACCAAUACUUCAUCAUCAUUCACUGCAUCACCUUCAUCCUCAUCAUUCUUUACUGCAUUCCCUCAAACACAACCACAGCAACAAGAAGCAUAUUUUGAUUACAAUCAUACAUUUCAACAACCUCAACUCUUUUCAUGGUCAUAAUUCACUUUCAUUUUGCUUGCAUUCAUUUCUUAUAGAAUAGUAUUUACCAGCCUUUUUUUUUAUAGAUUUUUGCUCUUUCUAUUGUUUCUAUGUACUUAUGCCCCUUUUUUUAAUCAUUCUCUUAUACUUUUAUAGACACUUUAUGCUAUUUAUAAUUAAUUUUUAC
Messenger RNA from Rhizopus microsporus ATCC 52813, 960 nucleotides. RefSeq lists its product as uncharacterized. The transcript is spliced from 2 exons. The coding region runs from base 45 to 794 and encodes 249 amino acids. Gene Ontology annotation, biological process: regulation of DNA-templated transcription. Gene Ontology annotation, molecular function: zinc ion binding; DNA-binding transcription factor activity, RNA polymerase II-specific. Lineage: Eukaryota; Fungi; Mucoromycota; Mucoromycetes; Mucorales; Rhizopodaceae. The record is from RefSeq and is a predicted model, not a curated record.